AUGGCGUUUCCUCAAAAUGGUUUUAUGUUCCAACAACUUCAUGAAGACAGUAGUUAUGAGCAACUCCCUUCUUGUCCUUCUAUUCAUCUCUUCAAUGGAGGAGGAAACUACAUGAUGAACAGAUCAAUGUCGUUAAUGAACGUGCAAGUGAAUCAUCUAUCUGUUGAUGAGGAGAAUUUAUCAGAGGAUGGGUCACAUAUGAUGCUUGGAGAGAAGAAGAAGAAGCGGCUGCAGUUAGAGCAAGUUAAGGCAUUAGAGAAGAGCUUCGAGCUUGGGAACAAGCUGGAGCCAGAGAGGAAGAUAAAACUAGCUUAA
This is a messenger RNA of Brassica rapa (field mustard), 315 nucleotides long. RefSeq names its product homeobox-leucine zipper protein ATHB-20. Gene Ontology annotation, cellular component: nucleus. Gene Ontology annotation, molecular function: sequence-specific DNA binding; DNA-binding transcription factor activity. NCBI's taxonomy places the organism in Eukaryota, Viridiplantae, Streptophyta, Magnoliopsida, Brassicales, Brassicaceae. Gene Ontology annotation, biological process: positive regulation of DNA-templated transcription. The record is from RefSeq and is a predicted model, not a curated record.